Messenger RNA from Symbiodinium necroappetens, 2442 nucleotides. The record is from the annotation of a GenBank genome assembly. Lineage: Eukaryota; Dinophyceae; Suessiales; Symbiodiniaceae.
GUAGUCAUGUCCGGUUUCGCGUAUCCGAUCUUGGCCGAGAGUGUCUGGGGUCAUGGUGACAGCGUCCUCGGCAGCAACUUCCGCGGCAGUGCUGCAGGCCAUAGCUACUAUGACUAUGCGGGAGGAGGAGUGGUCCACUUGGCGGGCGGUGUCGCCGCCCUGGUUGGUAAUCUCAUGGUUGGGCGACGCAUCCUGCGCCCGCCAGUCAAGGACUUCUUGCCAAAGACCACGGAGUCGGCAGAGAGCAGCAACCCAGGCCCCGAGGAGAAGAACCGCGUAGGGGACAAGGAGCUUCUGACAGAGACAUGGCACAGGAGGUUUGACAACCCCGAGGAUGAUGAGAAGGAGUUCCGCGCGAACAGCUACCUCCAGAUUAUGGGCAUCUUCAACUUGUGGGUUGGUUGCUACGGAUUCAAUGCGUGCACGGCCUUCCUUCGCAACGACAGCUCCAGCUUCGCGGAUGCAUCCUUGGCCGCCUGGAACACGACGCUCGCAGCGAGCGCCGGGGCACUGGGCGCCUUCCUCCAUCAGCAUCUGUUUCAGGAGCGCAUGGACAUCGGCUUCAUCUGCAAUGGGGUCUUAUCUGGUCUGGUUGCCAGCACUGCAUGCUGUGAUGCGCUCUUCACCAUCCUGGCUACGGUAAUCGGCUUCCUCGCCGGAUUUGUCGUGUACCCUGCAGGCAGCUAUCUGUUGCGCAGACUGCGGGUCGACGAUCCAGCUGACGCCAUAGCCGUGCAUGGAGGAGGCGGUCUCUUCAGCGUCACCGUCGCCGCCUUCAGUCAUCCCGACUGCAUCACACACGCAGCGCACGCGCUGUGCCAUUCGGGCCAUCACUGGGGCUGGCAGCUUCUAGCUCAACUUCGUGGUGCUGCCGUCAUCAUCGCCUGGACCACCGCCGUGGUAAUGCCGGUGUGGGCGCUCUUUUUGCUGUCUGAGACGAUUCGGUCGCUUGAGCUGGAAGAGUUGGUGGCCUUAUACGAGCGCCUUUGUGACAGCGAGCUUGGCGUGGUCUCCAAGCAGGAGCCGGCCUUGCAGUCGGCGGCGCAGAGAUCUUGGGUCGUUCGGCGACUGCUCCGCCACAGCAGUUUGGACCUCCACGACUUGCGUGAGGAUGUGCUUGAUGCGAUCCACGACACAAAGACGGCUUUGGAGAUGGAAAGUCGAGUUGUGCGGCUCUUCGUGGGCAUGCUGCAUGUUCUGAUUCCAUCCGGGGAAAAACUGGCCGCCAUCCCCUCACCAGACCUAAGCACCGUGCGAAAUUUGAAGCAUGACUUGCAGAAGAUCUGCGGUGUUCCACAUUUCCGGCAGAAGAUCCUGCACGAAGGCAAGGCUUUGGAGGAGGAUGUGCACCUCGAUGCUUCAAUGGAGAGCGUGCUUCUGGUCUUAGCCGCCUUCUGCGAUGCUUCGGAAGAGGAGAUCAAGGAGCUCGUUUUAUCCCCUUGCCAAGGCUCUGUCGACAAAGUGGAGAAAAUAUUGCGGCGGUCCAUAGACCCUAAUGCAGCGACUUCCGAUGGCAAGACAGCUCUGAUGUUGGCAUCUCAAGAUGGCUAUCCAGAAAUCGCGCAGUUGCUACUGGAAGCUCGGGCUGACAUGGACGCGGCCGACCAUGACGGCACCACAGCCCUGGUUGCUGCGUGUCGGGACGGAGAGGAGGACAUGAUCUGCUGGUUCCUGGGUGCCAGAGCAGAUGUAAACAAGGCCGACGGCAAUGACUGCACUCCACUGGUCACUGCCUUACAAGAAGGACAGCUGGACAUUGCACGGCUGCUGGUGCAGGCUGGCGCUGGUACCGGUCCAGGUCCUCAGGGAAACGACUUGCUCUACACUGAAUGCCAAUGCUCCGAGGCCAGCCUAGAGACUGUCCGAUUGCUUUUGGAGGCGAGGGUUGAUGCGAAUACUGAAACUGAGGACGGCAUGACAGCUCUUGCAGUUGCAUCUGAGAAAGGUCAUCAGGAGAUCGUGGAGAUGUUGUUGGCUUCGAAGGCGGACGCAAACCAAACUGAUGUCUAUGGCCUCACCGCCCUCGCUAUGCCAGCCCACGACCCACCAAGCGCACGUGGAAGUUGUGCACCCGCUGCUGCGGGCUGUAUCGCCAAAGUGCUGCGGCGGUGUCGCUUGAUUCGCGACGCCUGCCGCUUGCGAUUGCGCAUCCCUCCCUUUGCCGAGCUCGUUGGCCUGGGAGCUCUGUCGAAGGAGGGCAACACAGUCGCGGACGCCAGCCGAGGUGUCCUCUCCUCAUCUGCGGAAAGAAGCAAUGAAGAAGCGGCCACCCCGCUUCGGCUUCAACUGGAGCGCCUGAACAGACAGGUGCAGAAUCAAGGUAUCCUACUCCAACGCUUGUCGCGAGGGCGACGCCACUCAGGAUGGCGCCGGAGCAAUCUUUACAGCGUCGCCGAAGCAACGGAGCCCACUGCACAGGAAGAGGCCAACGCCCAGGAGGAG